This is a messenger RNA of Heterobasidion irregulare TC 32-1, 799 nucleotides long. RefSeq lists its product as uncharacterized. The transcript has 2 exons. Bases 46 to 438 code for a protein of 130 amino acids. The record is from RefSeq and is a predicted model, not a curated record. Lineage: Eukaryota; Fungi; Basidiomycota; Agaricomycetes; Russulales; Bondarzewiaceae.
GGAGAAGAGAGGGAGCCGCCUGCGUUCCACCAGGCGCACAGCUUCAUGACCUCCUUCCUCGAGAAUCCCAAGCCGACCAACAACGGUGCGAUGCUCCCGCUCCUGCACGCGCUCAUCAUCGAGCUCGGCCUCCUCUCCAAGUUCCAGGGCAACAAGGUCGCGCCCAAGGUCGCGCCCAAGACCGUGCCCUCUCCCUUCACCCUCCCUGAACUCCCGCGCUCCCUGCGCCAGGCGAAGCUCCUCCUUAAAUCACACGCGUUCAUCAACAUCCGCGACUACCUCAACGCGCGCGGCGACGGCUUUGCCGCGCUUCAGAAGGUGCUCCACCCGAGCCGACGCAGCCUCGUCCGCGAGAUCAGGACACAGCCCAAGAAGCGCGUCCCGCUCGGAUGGGUGAAGCAGUCGGGCCUCAACGUGUUGUUGGUCAGCAGAUACUGAGCGCGUCAACGCUUGUCGUCUGUCUGUCUAGGCGUCCUAUGCAGCGACGCCUAUUAUGCAGGCCAUGUGAUACGCCCUCCUUUUGGGGUUCACGACUCUUCGUUCUAAUUUGUUCUAUUUCGUUCUAUUUUGCUUUCGAUCUCUACUUCGUACCCCUAUGUCCCCCGCAUCCUGUUGUCGCCCGCCUUGUGUACGGUAUAGUAUUACCCUGUCUUGUUUUCGGAAGUUCGAUCUGCUGCUGUACUAGAUGUAGACUUGCCUCCCACCCCCCCUCCCCGUUCUUUCGCUAGAAGACCUGUAUAUCUGUAUCCUGCCUCUUGUAUGUAUCCGCCGAAAUGUCAAGUGUAAUUGCUUCCCUCGU